Messenger RNA from Oikopleura dioica, 264 nucleotides. The record is from the annotation of a GenBank genome assembly. Lineage: Eukaryota; Metazoa; Chordata; Appendicularia; Copelata; Oikopleuridae.
AUGUCUGAUUCCGAAGAGCAGCAGAUUCCCGCUGAGGUUCCUGAAGAGCCAAAGGAAGAAGCUCCAAAGAAAAAGGGACGAAAGCCAAGAGCUAAGAAGGCUAAGGCCGCGGCAGAUAAGCCCGCUGCUCCAAAAAAGGAAGGCAAGGUGGCGAAAAAGUCCGCUCCAGCUGCAGCUAAGAAGGGCAAGGGUAAGGGCCGACCGCCAAAGAAAGGAGGAAAAGGAAAGAAAGCCGCUGCUCCAGCCGCAAGUGAAGCCAGCUAA